Pristis pectinata (smalltooth sawfish) is the source of this 1331-nucleotide messenger RNA. RefSeq names its product zona pellucida sperm-binding protein 4-like. The record is from RefSeq and is a predicted model, not a curated record. The coding region runs from base 1 to 1311 and encodes 436 amino acids. Gene Ontology annotation, molecular function: structural constituent of egg coat; acrosin binding. NCBI's taxonomy places the organism in Eukaryota, Metazoa, Chordata, Chondrichthyes, Rhinopristiformes, Pristidae. Gene Ontology annotation, cellular component: egg coat. Gene Ontology annotation, biological process: binding of sperm to zona pellucida; prevention of polyspermy. The transcript has 9 exons.
AUGGCUAGGCUGCGGGCUCUGGGUUUGGUUUUUGUUGCGCUCUGUGCAGCGCAGCCGCCCUCUCGCCUUCUCCCCGCCGAUAAAUGCUGGCUGUCUCCGCAGUUCCGCAAAGCCUGCGGGUUUACUGGGAUUUACGGCAGCGAGUGUGUGCUGAGAGGCUGCUGCUUUGAUGAGGGGAGUGCGGAUGUGCCGCCGUGUUUCUAUUCCCUGGACAAUCUUCCCGUGUGCACCAAGGACGGGCAGGUCCUGGUCGCUAUCUCUAGAGAUCUGACGCUGCCUCCUGUAAACCUGAACACGGUACAUGUAAAGGAUGGGUCCGGAGCCGAGUGCCGUCCCACCGCCGUUUCUGCAGACACGGUGCUCUUCCAGUUCGCGCUGACCGAGUGUGGCACCGCUCAGCGGAUGGACGGAGGGAAGUUGGUGUAUGAAACGGACGUGUUGGGGCAGUUUGAGAUCUUGGAUGGAGCUUUGGGCUCGGUAAGCCGGGACACACCCUUCAGGCUCCAUGUGCAGUGCAGUUACAAGGGAAACCAGGAGUCCGACCUACAGGUGACGCCCCGUGUUUACACCCUGUCUCCGCCACUACCUGCCACUAAGGCCGGCCUCCUGCGUCUGGAGCUGAGAAUAGCGAGAGAUGGCGGCUACCGGAGCUGGUACGUGGCCGGUGACUAUCCCAUCGUGAGUGUGCUGCGGGACCCCGUGUUCGUGGAGGUUCGUGUCCUGAACCGCAACGACCCGUCCCUUGCGCUGGUUCUCAAUGAGUGCUGGGCGACUCCCGGGCCCGAGCCGUAUUCAGGGCUCCGCUGGGACAUCCUGGUGGACAGAUGCCCAUUUGCUGGUGACAACUACAAAACCCGCCUGGUCCCGGUGGGCGCCGCUUCCCAUCUGCGCUUCCCAACGCACCACAAGCGGUUUGUAGUCAGCACUUUCGCUUUCUGGGACCGGGUGUCGGCCCGGGCUCUGAGUGGGGAGGUUUACUUCCACUGCAAAGCUGAGGUUUGCUCUCCCUCCGCCCGAGACAACUGCACGGCUCCCUGUAGCCCCAAGAAACGAAGAAGCGUCAAGGAGCAGGCUGGGACCUUGGUGACGGCUGCUGGGCCCAUCAUUCUCCUGGAAGACGAGGAGGGCUUGCCCGCUGGACUCCACCCGCGGGAUGGAGGUGCUGCUGCUGUUUCUCCGUCCCAUGUCCUUCCUGGAGUGGCGGCCGGGGCAGCGCUGCUCUCCGUGGUCCUGCUGGUCGGCGCUGUGGCUUUGUGGAAACAGGAGGCCGGUGUCAGGGCGGCCUCCGAGGGCAGCUCCCUGGAACUGUAGGUCUGUUAGAUAAUAAACUG